Messenger RNA from Myotis brandtii (Brandt's bat), 1433 nucleotides. RefSeq names its product glutamate-rich 2 (gene ERICH2). The record is from RefSeq and is a predicted model, not a curated record. Bases 147 to 611 code for a protein of 154 amino acids. The transcript is spliced from 6 exons. Lineage: Eukaryota; Metazoa; Chordata; Mammalia; Chiroptera; Vespertilionidae.
UAUCUUCAAAGAGUAUUGAACAUAAAGAUACAGAAACAAAUCUACAGUCAAAGCUAUGGUCAACUUCCUUCUUAAAAGAAAGCACAGUGUGAUGAGUCAAUGAACAGGCUGGAUACCCACUGGGAGAUCAGAGUGGCUGUGAGCUGAUGGACACCAUAAAGGACACAGAAUCAGGUGAGGUGGGCAAAAAUGAAGUCAUUGCAAAGCAGGAGAAAAAUAAUGAAAAUUGCCUUCAGGUUAUUGAUGAUAAAUUGUCCAAGUCAACAAAAGAUGAUGGUGAAGAUGACACCAGUGAUGAAAGUAAUGAAGACAGUGGCCCAAAAAAGGACACUCGUGCCCCAUUAGAGUUAAUGGCAGAAUUCCUAAGAGCAGAAAUGAGCCAAGACUACCAUUUGGCUAAAAAAUUAUGUCAAAUGAUCCUAAUCUAUGAACCAGAAAAUCCUGAGGCCAAGGAGUUCUUAGUACUUAUUGAAGAAAUGUUGCUGAUGGAGAAAGCUCAAAAUCGUGAGGAAGAUGAGGAAGAUAGUGAAGAAGACAGUAGUGGGGAGAGUGAAGGAGAAAGCAGUGAGGAGCCGAGUGAAGAAAGCUCUGAUGAAUGUGAAGAUGGGUGAUGAAAGGUGCUACUAUGGUUUAAUCUUCAUAUAUUUUCAUUACUAUAUAGCAUGGAAAUAUAAAGAAGAAAACUGCAUUUUAUUCUUCUUUAUUUGGUAUAGAGGUACUUUAAUUUAUCCAUAUUAGUUUGAACUCCUUCCUAAUAUUAAGGUCUUGAUUCAAUGUGAGUUACUCAGAGAGGAAAACAAUUUAUAUUUGAAAACACAUCGCACUAUGUGCCAGGUACUGUUCUACACACACUACUUAAUGCAACAAACCCAUGAGGUAAGUACUAUUGUUAUUCCCAUUCAGCAGAUGAGAAAACUGAGGCACAGAGAGGAUGGGUAGCUUGCCCCGGCAUCAUAUACCUAUUGAAUGGUAGAGCCUGGAUUUGUACAUGGACAUUAUAGCUCCAGAAUCAUACUCUUAGUCCCUCCAUGACCACCUCUUUAGGUAUUUUUAUAUCAUUUUUUAUGUUCUUUAUAACAUAUAUCAGUACCCGACAUUCUUAUUUAAUUACUUGCCCUUUUUAUCUUCUCCCUUCCAGUCAGGAAACGUAACCUCCUGAAGUACGACUUUGUCUUUUUCACCAUUGUAUUUCUAGCAACUGCACAAGUACCUGGAAAAUAAUAGGAUGUAUACACAAAGUGAAUGAAUGUAGUGAAAACUAAUGAAAUGUUUAUAUUCUUUUAUGAAACAUUUACACAACUAUAUUACACCUUUGAUGUAUUAAUCUAAAUUAUUUUGCUGAUUCUGUAUUCCUCGAUAAAUUUCUGCCAUCUUCAAAAUAGGUUGUAAGGUAACUAAGGUAAAAAUAAGAAAUAUAUUCCUAAGUAAUUUGU